GUGCCGGCCUCCUUUUCAUUUGGGGAGAGGCGAGGAAUCCGACGGACUUUUUGUGCAGCGACGCACCUGGCGCAACCCUCUCCUCUCUGAAUAAUCUGAGUCCAAGUCCCGCGGAGGCUACAGCCAUGAAGGAGAGACGCGCCCCGCAGCCAGUCGUGGCCAGAUGUAAGCUCGUUCUGGUCGGGGAUGUGCAGUGCGGGAAGACGGCGAUGUUACAGGUGUUAGCGAAGGACUGCUAUCCCGAGACGUAUGUGCCCACCGUGUUUGAGAAUUACACGGCCUGCUUGGAGACCGAGGAACAAAGGGUGGAGCUCAGUCUCUGGGACACCUCAGGAUCUCCCUACUAUGACAAUGUCCGUCCACUCUGCUACAGUGAUUCGGAUGCAGUAUUACUAUGCUUUGAUAUCAGCCGACCGGAGACAGUGGAUAGUGCACUUAAGAAGUGGAGGACGGAAAUCCUAGAUUAUUGUCCUAGCACCCGUGUUUUGCUUAUUGGCUGUAAGACAGACCUGCGAACAGACCUGAGCACACUGAUGGAGCUGUCCCACCAGAAACAGGCACCUAUCUCCUAUGAGCAGGGCUGUGCGAUAGCCAAGCAGCUGGGUGCGGAAAUCUACCUGGAAGGCUCGGCUUUCACCUCAGAAAAGAGUAUCCACAGCAUCUUCCGGACGGCGUCCAUGGUGUGUCUGAACAAGCCCAGCCCGGUGCCCCCAAAGAGCCCUGUCCGCAGCCUCUCCAAGCGACUGCUUCACCUCCCCAGUCGUUCCGAACUCAUCUCUUCUACCUUCAAGAAGGAAAAGGCCAAAAGCUGUUCCAUUAUGUGAAGUGGGGGUUGGAGAAGGGAGGCAACCUCCCACUUCCUCCCUUGGGUGGCAGAGGCACAGGGAGAGGGAGGAUGGGACAGUUGAGGACACUGGACGUGCGUUUUUCAGACGGCCACGGGGAGGCCUUGAAAGGAGACAGGAAUGGGACGAGGAAAGAGCCAGGCCCGGCUUGAGGACCUGACACUGAGAAAGAACCAUCACACCCCAAGCCAGGCACUCGGUUGUGGUGGGGGCGGCUGCCCCAGUGUCACCCCCACGCCCCCGCCCCCACUCCAGAGGAAGGAAAGGUGUGGGGGUGUGGGGGCAUGCUGGCCUCAUGGGCUUGGGGGCCUCCAGGAGCCUCACCUUCAGCAUCAUGCCUCUUCCACACAGCGCUUCCAUGUGGGCCAGGGGUCGGGCGGGGUCCCCGAGCCCUUCCCGUCCCCUCUGAGGAAGCCGCGCAGGAGUGGAGUGGGGAAGCCAAGAGGCGGCUCCCUUGGGAGUCGAGCCCAGGUGCUUCAUGACGGGAGUCAGAAGGCCAGGAGCUGGUCAGAGCCAAUGAGAAGGAAACCUCAUCUUUGCAUAGCCCAUGCCUCAUGGAGAGCUGACAUCAUACAUUCAUAUGCUUCUCACCUAAGUCCCCAGGGUCCAAGGGAGAAGCCCCAGACCCCCUUCUCUCGCAGUGUGGGGGUGGUGGUGCUGCCGGGGGCAGGGCUGGGUGGGGGGGGGUCACCAGACUUUUUCUGCCCUCAGGGCACGACAGCUGGCAUUUGUUUUAUAGACUCUUGUCUUUGGAACCGGGGGGAGGGGGGAGUGUUUCAAUCUGUUCUACGUUCUGUGUUUAAAGAAGAAAAACCUAUUUAUUAAUGAAAAAUACAACACAUACAAAGAAGUUGG
Zalophus californianus (California sea lion) is the source of this 1700-nucleotide messenger RNA. It is a transcript of the gene RND1, whose product is annotated as Rho family GTPase 1. Gene Ontology annotation, molecular function: GTPase activity; GTP binding. The record is from RefSeq and is a predicted model, not a curated record. NCBI's taxonomy places the organism in Eukaryota, Metazoa, Chordata, Mammalia, Carnivora, Otariidae. The transcript is spliced from 5 exons. Gene Ontology annotation, biological process: small GTPase-mediated signal transduction. The coding region runs from base 126 to 824 and encodes 232 amino acids.